AUGAGCACCUUUGGCAGCCCCGGCGGCAGGACUCAGGUCCAGAAGCCCAUCCCACCGGAGCGCGGAUCCUUCCCGCUCGAUCACUUCGGCGAAUGCAAGUCGGUCAUGACCCAGUACCUGCGCUGCAUACGCGCCCACAAGGGAACCAACGACGACGAGUGCCGUCAGAUCUCCAAAGCCUACCUGCAGUGUCGGAUGGAGCGAAACCUCAUGGCGCCCGAUGAGAUGAAGAACCUCGGAUUCCACGACGACUCCAAGCCCACGCCCGAGCCACAAAGCAAGGGACCCCCACAAUAG
Molecule: messenger RNA, 297 nt
Organism: Lasiodiplodia theobromae
Lineage: Eukaryota; Fungi; Ascomycota; Dothideomycetes; Botryosphaeriales; Botryosphaeriaceae
Product: Cytochrome c oxidase assembly protein COX19
Exons: 4
Coding region: 1-297 (98 amino acids)
Biological process (GO): mitochondrial respiratory chain complex IV assembly
Cellular component (GO): mitochondrial intermembrane space
Source: RefSeq, a predicted model, not a curated record